Maylandia zebra (zebra mbuna) is the source of this 1083-nucleotide messenger RNA. Its product is annotated as formyl peptide receptor 2-like. Gene Ontology annotation, cellular component: plasma membrane. The record is from RefSeq and is a predicted model, not a curated record. Gene Ontology annotation, biological process: positive regulation of cytosolic calcium ion concentration; inflammatory response; complement receptor mediated signaling pathway. Lineage: Eukaryota; Metazoa; Chordata; Actinopteri; Cichliformes; Cichlidae. Gene Ontology annotation, molecular function: G protein-coupled receptor activity; complement receptor activity.
AUGGGGACGGAUAACAUCACUUUCAAUGCAACUCAGUCACCUGAACAAGAUGAAGCUUUCACACACAUACAAACAGCCUCCAUUGUCAUCUACUGUGUGAUAUUUAUAGCUGGAACUCUGGGCAAUGGCCUUGUUAUCUAUGUGGCGGGAUUCAAAAUGCAGAAAACAGUCGACUCGGUUUGGUUUCUCAACCUGGCCAUAGCUGACUUCCUCUUCACGGCCUUCCUUAUUUUCUCGAUCAUUUCUCUCUCUCAGAGUCACCGAUGGCCUUUUGGAGAAUUCAUGUGCAAGCUCAACACCUUUGUGAGUGUAGUCAACAUGUUUGUCAGCAUCUUUACUCUGACAGCCAUGAGUUUGGAUCGUUGUCUGUGUAUCUGUGUGGUGGUGUGGGCACACAACAAACGCACAGUCAGCAAAGCUCAGCUCAUAUCAGCUGGGAUCUGGGUGAUCGCUGGCGUCUUCAGCACUCCUUAUGCCACUUUUCGCACUGCAUCAGUGGGGAACGGAGGGGAAAGUUCCUGUGGUUAUUCUGCAACAAUCAAAGAACACAAAUUGACUCUCUGCAUUUUUCGCUUUGUUAUGGGCUUUGUGAUCCCAUUCCUGAUAAUAAUGAUCUCUUAUGUGUCCAUUGGUAUCCGUGCAAUGCGCAUGCCGAGAACAAGGAGACGCAGAUCUCGCCGGGUCAUUUUCUCCAUCAUUUUUGCAUUCUUCAUCUGUUGGUUGCCUUUCCACAUUUUCAAUUUCAUAGAAUUGAAGUUAGAGCUCCAGGGGAUUGUUAGAAUGUAUGGUCCUCUGACUGUGAGUCUGGCUUUUCUGAACAGCUGCUUGAACCCCAUCCUUUAUGUUUUCAUGUGUGAAGAAUUCCAGAAGAAAUUUCGACAGUCCAUUUGUUUUGUACUCGAGAGUGCACUGGCAGAAGACCAUUUGUUAUUUCUGUCCACCCGCUCCAUGUCAUCAACCUUUUCAAAAGCUUCCCAAAAAUCAGACACUGCUGCCACUUUAGAUCGGAUCGACCCAGCCAUUUAUGAAAACAUCCCAGAAAGCACAGUAAUCAUCACUGAGGGGAUUCCUAGAACUGAAUAA